Molecule: messenger RNA, 1782 nt
Organism: Lemur catta (Ring-tailed lemur)
Lineage: Eukaryota; Metazoa; Chordata; Mammalia; Primates; Lemuridae
Gene: TAFA1
Product: TAFA chemokine like family member 1
Exons: 5
Coding region: 235-666 (143 amino acids)
Biological process (GO): regulation of neuroblast proliferation; neuroblast differentiation
Molecular function (GO): receptor ligand activity
Source: RefSeq, a predicted model, not a curated record
CCUUUCUCUCUUUCCUGGAGCUGAGAUUCUCUCUUCCUUCUUCCCUUGGACAUCCUAACUUCAGGUUCGCUGACCUUUGGAGUCUAGGACUUAUACCAGCACCCUACUGGGUUCUCAGGCCUUUGGACUUGGCCUGAAAAUUAUACCAUCAGCUUCCCUGGUCCUAAGGCUUUUGGACUUGGAUUGAGCCAUGCCACUGUCAUCCUGUGGUCUCCAGCUUGCAGACAGCUGGUCAUGGGACUUCUCAGCUUCCAUAAUUAUAGAAUGGCAAUGGUCUCUGCGAUGUCCUGGGUGCUGUAUUUGUGGAUAAGUGCUUGUGCAAUGCUACUCUGCCAUGGAUCCCUUCAGCACACCUUCCAGCAGCACCACCUGCACAGACCAGAAGGAGGGACGUGUGAAGUGAUUGCAGCACACAGAUGUUGUAACAAGAAUCGCAUUGAGGAGCGGUCACAAACAGUAAAAUGUUCCUGUCUACCUGGGAAAGUGGCUGGAACAACAAGAAACCGACCUUCCUGUGUCGACGCCUCCAUAGUGAUUGGGAAAUGGUGGUGUGAGAUGGAGCCUUGCCUAGAGGGAGAAGAAUGUAAGACGCUCCCUGACAAUUCCGGAUGGAUGUGCGCUACAGGCAACAAAAUUAAGACCACAAGAAUUCACCCGAGAACCUAACAGAAGCAUUUGUUUGUGGUAGUAAAGGAAAACCAACCGUGUGGAAAAUACAGUUUGAGAAUUUAAAACAUCUUACACAUUUACAAGCCAAAUGGAUUUCUUAUUUGCACUUUGACUGCUUACCAGAUAAUCACAGUGUGUUUACUGUGUGUAUCGAAAUAUCCUAUAGUGAGAAGACUCGGAGUUUUGGGCAACACCAUGGAAAGUGGGUUUUAAAAAAAGGGUUUUCUCAGUGAAAUUUUUUGGGAUCAUGAAGAACGAUCAACUCUCUUCUAAUUUGAAUCUAUAGUUACUUUGUACCAUUUGAAAUAUAUGUAUAUAUAUAAUAUUUUGAAAUAUUAUAUAUUCUCUUCAAGAAAUGAACAGUACCACAGUUUGAGAUGGCUAAUGUACCCCUUUGAGUUUUGGAUGUUUGGUCUGUUUUGCUUUGUUUCGUUUAUCAUUUCUUUUUCUAUCGACAAGGAAGAUAUGUGCCCUUUUGAGAAUUCAAGAUGGCGCUGACACUGGAAGGCCAGCUACAGGUGGACUCCUGCAAUAUGAGGCCUCAUAACGAUACGGAGUCAAGAGCUUUCUCUGCUUCUGCUGGAUGGCCCAAGGAAGCGCAUCGUCCUGUUUUAUUGCUUUCUACCCUGUGCAAUAUUAGCAUGCAAGCUUGACUUACAUAACCAUACUUUAUAUUCAAUUGAUAUAUAAUAACCGUUCUAACCUCUUCCAGGAAAAUAUUUUUAGAACUACUAGCUUUUCCACGUACACGAAAAUGAGAAUUCUUGAGGGAGCCGCUCUACCAUGCUAUUAAGACUCUGGCAGAGUUAUGUUAGGAUAUGGAUCCCUGUAUUAAUAAGUCCUGUAAAUACAAUGUCUUAAGGCUUUGUAUAGCUGUCCUAGACUGCAGAAAUGUCCUCCAAUUAAAUCCAAAGUCUGGCAUCAUUAACUACAUAGUGCUGUAGCUACAAUCUUAUCAUGGCUCCUCUUUCUACGUUUGAUUUGCUUUUUCCAAGAGUAUUCAGAUAUCCUCUGGUGAGACAGGAAGGCUAUGAAAGCAAUUAGGUUGCAGAAUGAUCUAUGUGACCAAAUGUUGGACAGCCCUAUUAAAGCGGUAAAUAACUUCUUUCUAAA